AAAAUUUUUGUUGAUAAAGAAAAAUUUUUCUUUCCCCAACAAUAAUAUGCAACCUUUCUGGACUCAAAAAUUAAGUAGUUAGCAGAGGAUUCAGUAGUUUUACCUUCCUGCCCCUAACUGGAAAUCGAACGUGGCCGGAAAAUGAGUUUGCAGGGUUGGGUUCGUUGAUUCGCCUCCUAAACCCAACGAUUCUUCAUUCUUCUUUUGUCUUCGAUUUGCGGCGACCUUGAUUCCAAGAUUACCAAUGUCCUACCUCCCUCUUUGCUUCCAAUUUUCCUUUUUUGAUCUCUGAAAUUGGCGUUUCCAUUGCAGUUCUUAAGCAAAGUAGUUUUUUUUCUCUCUGGGGUUAUCGGUAGAAACUGGGAGAGAAUAUGAUAACUCGCUCUAAACUUGCGGAGCAGCUCAGAGAAUAUCAGAUCCGAUCCCAACACAGCUACUCUCCCCUCACUUUCUUCUCUCCCAAGCUCUAUUUUCAUUCAAGGGUUGAUGUUGCUGUGGCAAUUGGUUUCGCUUUAUUGUUCACCAUGCUGGUGGUCUUAUCGGUGAUGACCCUCUAUUUGAGGUGUUUUCGGCUUUUUUUGGUUGUCAUAGGCUUAUGUAUAUUUCUUCCUGUGCGCCUAAGGCUGUCACGACAAACACUGGCAAGGAAGAGGGAAAGAAGACUGCCAUUGUCCAUAUGAACUCAUUCUGGUGAUAUCUCACAUUGGAUACAGCGGCAGGCAAGGGAUUAUAUUUCUUGGCUGUUAGUUAAUUUGUUCCUUGAUAUGGACAUUCUUGCUGCUGCCCACAGAACAUCUUCCUGCCUCUUUGAGCUGGAAAUGGUAUUCUUGAGCUCAACACAUAUGCAAAAACUAAGUGAAUUUUCUCUUA
Molecule: messenger RNA, 870 nt
Organism: Arachis duranensis
Lineage: Eukaryota; Viridiplantae; Streptophyta; Magnoliopsida; Fabales; Fabaceae
Exons: 2
Coding region: 372-680 (102 amino acids)
Source: RefSeq, a predicted model, not a curated record